This is a messenger RNA of Durusdinium trenchii, 360 nucleotides long. NCBI's taxonomy places the organism in Eukaryota, Dinophyceae, Suessiales, Symbiodiniaceae. The record is from the annotation of a GenBank genome assembly.
AUGUUUGCCAUGUGGUCCGCAUCACUGGCACUGGCGGCGUUUGCCGCAUUUGGCACCGUUGGCCGCAUUGGCGCUGCCACGAACGGGACGGGGCAGUGCUUCCAGGACGGCAUUCCUGAAACGUUGCGCAAGGAGCUGGUGAACGGCGAGGAGGCAUACCCCAUCGGCCUGUGGAUCAAUGCGUGGAAUGCCGGCUAUGUCAUGGCUGAAGUGGUGGAGAUCUUGAUUCAGGAGAAGCUGGGCUACCGUGUGCAAAAGUUGGGCCCAGGUCCCAGCACACCUGAUGGACUUUGUUGGAGGAUGUUGGAGGCCAUCGCUAUUAGGUUGGAGGCCAUCGCUACGUUGGAGGAGUCGAUGUGA